AUGGGAUUCAGAGAUAUCGGUUUAUUUAACCAGGCAAUGUUGGCAAAACAGGCGUGGCGAAUUCUGCAGAAUGGAUCCACUUUGUUAGCUCGAUCUCUCAAAGCAAGAUAUUUCCCUCGAGCGGACAUCCUCCUUGCUAGUAAAGCCCAUAAUCCAUCUUUUGUAUGGAAAAGCUUACUAGUUGGACGUGAUCUCCUUGUUGAAGGAAUUGCUUGGCGAAUGGGGGAUGGUUCUAGAAUUCGUAUUGGGUUGGAUGCUUGGUUGCCGGAUGGUUUUGGCAAAUUUCAGACUGCUCGAGUUCAUGACAGAUGGGCGAACUAUAGGGUGGCUGACCUUCUGUUGGAUAAUCAGCCAAGUUGGGAUAUGUCAAAGUUGGCUAACAUCCUCCCCGGGGAAGAUUUAUGGAAGUUCACUGAUAAUCUAUCUGUUAACCCCUCUAUUCCGGAUAGACCUUUUUGGCCUAGUGGAAGGAGCAACAUGUACUCUGUGAAAUUUGGAUAUCUCUUGGCUUGUUCUCUUAGAAACCGGAAUCUUGCUUCGACUUCAAUCGACAAUACUAGUUUAUGGAACUGGGUUUGGGCACUAGAGGUUAUACCAAAGGUUAAAUUUUUCCUUUGGAAAAGUUUGGUUGGGGCUCUUCCUACGUCGGGCGCUCUCCUCGAUCGAUCUAUUUCUGUUGAUCCAAUAUAUCGCCGUUGCGGAGAAGACAUGGAAACUACUGAGCAUGCUCUUCGUGAUUGUCCAUGGGUCGCUUUUCUUUGGGAGACGUCUCCUCUUCGUCUUCCUCCGCUGAACUCGACGGAAUUCUGUUCCAUAAAAGAGUGGAUUGAUCGAAUUAGGCUGGUGCCGAACAAAGAAGUUCAUCAAACUUUUGCUAAUCUGGCUUGGACUAUUUGGUAUUCUCGCAACUUGUUGCUUUUUCAAGACAAAUCUCUUACUCACUUCGACUGCUUCAAGAUCUCACAACGUGCGAUUUGGAUGAACCAGUUAGCUCCCCCGAAAUGGGUCCCAAACCUGCCCAGAUUUUCUGUAGCCGAAAUACUCAGGAGUGGCUUUCUCGCAGGUGCUUUCACGGUGGAGGAGGGGGAGGCUCGGGCUAUCCUGGAGGGACUUCGUCUUUGCGCUGAAAAGGGGUUUACCAAAGCUAUUCUGGAGACUGAUUGCCAACUUCUUUAUUGGCGCCUUUGCAAACGGGAGGAUGACUUUUCUUAUUUAGGCAAUACCCUCAGACAGAUCUAUACUCUGAUGGAUUCUUUCGUACAGAUUCAGUUCAGCUGGGCGCCUAGGAGUGAAAAUUCUUUUGCCGAUAGUCUUGCCAAGCAUGCUUUGCAUGAUCGUUUUUCUCUUGUUUCCGCUGAGGCUUUGCCGUUUGUGUUGAACUUUACUGGUUUGAGUUAA
This is a messenger RNA of Salvia miltiorrhiza (redroot sage), 1398 nucleotides long. RefSeq lists its product as uncharacterized. NCBI's taxonomy places the organism in Eukaryota, Viridiplantae, Streptophyta, Magnoliopsida, Lamiales, Lamiaceae. The transcript has 2 exons. Gene Ontology annotation, molecular function: nucleic acid binding; RNA-DNA hybrid ribonuclease activity. The record is from RefSeq and is a predicted model, not a curated record. Bases 1 to 1398 code for a protein of 465 amino acids.